Messenger RNA from Mesorhabditis belari, 1419 nucleotides. Lineage: Eukaryota; Metazoa; Nematoda; Chromadorea; Rhabditida; Rhabditidae. The record is from the annotation of a GenBank genome assembly.
AUGAAUGAAAUGUGGAAGCCAGUGGUGAUCUUCACGAUCAUCUCACUCAUCCCACUUCACCUGCACGCAAAAAGCAUCUCACUCAAGAAGCCACCUCCAUUACUCGAGCGACCUCGACGCCCAACUAAUGCUUCGAACACGAAAUCCGAUAAGGAGAUCGAGUAUAAGCCGGCAAAAGCAGUUUCAUCGAAAGACACGGUGGUAGUGGACGAUAAGCUGGAGACAAACGUGUCCAGGUUACUCGAUCGCCUCAUCGCUAGCCACGAUCGAAGAAUUCGUCCCAACUAUGGAGGAGCACCAAUUGAAGUGAAUGUGACGGCUCACGUGACAACCAUUUCAGCAAUCUCUGAAGUUUCAAUGGAUUACACGGUCGAUUUGUAUUUGCGACAAAUUUGGCGUGAUCCUCGACUCGCUUUCGGUAAUGACGGCAACUCAUCACUGACUAUAGGAAUUGAUAUGGUGAAACAAAUCUGGACACCGGAUACGUUUUUCCCGAACGAAAAGAAAUCGUUUUUCCAUGAGGCCACCUCACAUAACUCGUUUUUGCGGAUAGACAGCCAGGGAAACGUGUUGAGGAGUAUUCGCCUAACGGUCACUGCCAAUUGUCCGAUGAACUUGCAUACGUUUCCACUCGAUGUUCAAGUGUGCGCUUUGGAGAUUGAGAGCUACGGCUACUCAACAAAAGAUAUCAUCUAUCAUUGGCAUCAGACAAACUCUGUGACCAUUGACAAAAACGUGCACUUGGCUCAUUUCUCAAUCGGCGAACACUAUCACGUCGAACGAGUCAUAUCAUUGUCCACAGGUAACUACUCACGUCUCACUGCCUAUUUCACCUUUCAACGCAAUAUUGGGUUCUUUCUAAUUCAAAUCUACUUUCCUUCUUCGCUUAUUGUUGUCAUCUCUUGGGUAUCUUUUUGGCUGAAUCGCGAAGCUGUCCAAGCUCGAGUGGGCAUUGGCGUAACCACUGUCUUGACGAUGACAACUUUAAUGACCAGCACGAACUCGAGUCUACCAAAGGUUAGCUAUGUGAAAAGUUUAGACAUUUUUCUGGGAGUUUGCUUUUUUAUCGUCUUUGCCUCAUUGGUAGAAUACGCAACAGUGGGGUAUUUGAUGAAAAGAAAUCGAGCGGUUUUAAAUCAAGCACCAAUACAAUACUAUGAAAGCAGUGAAGGUGAACUACGAAGGAAUACGGUGGCGAAGAAGAAGAAAAAGAGUGUGAAAGUGGAAUUGGAGUCGAUGAAUGCAACAGAUCAACGGAUUCCAUUGUUGGCCAUGAUGCCGAACAUACCGAUUCCCAUUCAACCGCAACCAUAUUUCCGAUCGGUGAGACCGGCUCAAGUGGAUCUCUUCUCGCGCGUUGCUUUCCCUUCUUUCUUUUGUCUUUUUCAUCUCGUUUAUUGGGGUGUUUAUUUGAAUAUU